Messenger RNA from Blastomyces gilchristii SLH14081, 1164 nucleotides. RefSeq lists its product as uncharacterized. Gene Ontology annotation, molecular function: S-adenosylmethionine-dependent methyltransferase activity; O-methyltransferase activity. The record is from RefSeq and is a predicted model, not a curated record. The coding region runs from base 205 to 963 and encodes 252 amino acids. Lineage: Eukaryota; Fungi; Ascomycota; Eurotiomycetes; Onygenales; Ajellomycetaceae. The transcript is spliced from 6 exons.
UGGCGUAAUUAAACAUAUCGUGGUAAAUUAUCAGUUACAUCGUAGCACGUCAAUGGGGUGUUUAGCAUAAAAGGGCGCUGGUUCGCAAUUGUGAUCUGUAGUUAUCGUUGCAUACACUGUCAGAAGUGAUCUCAGCUUAAUCGACUUAACAACAAAAAGUGUGUGCUUAUCUAGAAAGCCGGACAACACGUUUCAGAAACAAAAAUGUUGAAUAGCAUCUUACCAUUUAGUCCUGAGGUCGCUAAGGAAGUGAGCGAGUAUUGCCUCAAACACACCAAUGGCGUUCCUCAGAUGAUGGAAGAGGUAUGGAGCUACACCGCGAAAUCAUUCAAAGACGCGGAUAAGAUGUCGUCUCCCAUACAGGGCUCGUGGAUGAUAUUUUUGGCUCAAGAUCGCAAGCCACGAAGAAUUCUUGAAAUCGGAACUUAUUCCGGAUAUAGCGCUUUGGCGUGGUACGAAGGCACAAAGGCUACCCAGGCAGAAAUAAUCACCUUGGAACUCAGCCCGGAGAUGAUUGCGGCUGCUAGGGGAAUUUUUGACAAGUACAACGUCAACGACAGAGUGACCCUAAUUGAGGGCCCAGCCGACGAGUCGCUCAAAACACUUGAGGGCACUUUCGAUCUCAUCUUCGUUGAUGCCAACAAGGAUGGAUACGAGGGUUAUGUCAACACCAUUCUCGAGAGAAACCUCCUUUCGAAGAACGGUUUGAUUAUGUGUGACAAUGUGUUUGCUCGGGGCAUGACGAUCUCACCGGAGUUCAACCCAACCCUUCCUGAUAGUGUCCGCCCAUAUUGGACGGCAUGCGGUAAGGCACUGAGGCAAUUCAACAAUGCGGUCAUCGAGGAUCCUAGGGUAGAUGUCGUGAUGCUGCCUGUUUUUGAUGGUGUGAGCUUCAUUAAGCUGAAAGACCAACAGAUGGAGAACGGGCAAGGGGUCACAAAUUCAAAUGGAGCCACCUUCUAGUAUAGCGUCUUGUUGCUGGAAGCUAAGUAUUGUUGGCCCUCACAGGUCGGGUUGAUCUUCAAAUUGUUGUUGGACGAGACAGGGCAGAGGAGUGUCGUUCAAAAAAGCUUCUCUCAAUAUCCACUUCUCCGGGAGCCAUAUCCAAUUCCGUACUAGUUUAAAUACUCCGCAGUAGAGACAGAAAUACUAUUCUGAUUUACU